UGACUAAUGCCUGUCAUAUGACUGUGACACCCAUGGAGACAGUUACAAGGAACAAGAUUUGCUCUUGGAUUUGAAAAAGAAGAAAAAAUAGACCUUCUGUACCGAAUUUAUUUUGGUACAAAAAUGCCCCCGACUCUCUUUCAGAAACUUUUCAACAAGAGAAAUGCGUUUUCGUCGCCGCCCCCGAGAUGUAGCAAAGAGGACCCAGCUUUCAGCUGGCCAAUCCCCCAGCUGGAGCCCAGUCAGAUCAGGUUGAUAGUGUACCAGGACUGUGAGAGGCGUGGACGAAAUGUCCUCUUCGACUCCAAUGCCAAAAAGAGGGGAGCCGAGGAAACCCCUAUCACCAGCACUGAGGGCCAGGGGAAGAUGUUUGGGAAAUGCUGCCAGCUUCGUUCUACAGGAGGCAGCAGCAGUUCCUUGGACAGCUCCUCCUCCUGCACCUCCGAAACCAAGGAAACCAAGGAGCCGGGCCUCCGCUUCCAGGGUUCAAGGUGUUCAUCGGAUGUGGUGAUGCUGGGGGAAAUGAUGUUUGGCUCUGUUGCCAUGAGCUACAAAGGCUCCACGUUAAAAAUCCACCAGAUCAGAUCGCCACCUCAGCUGAUGCUGAGUAAGGUUUUCACCGCCAGGACAGGGGGCAGCGCGUACGGCAGCCUCAACACGUUACAGGACAGCCUAGAGUUCAUUGGACAGGACAGCAACACCUUAAGGCCUGAUCAAAACACUGGGCCAAACAGUCUCCUAGGGAAUAUAGGAUUUUCUCAGCUCUGCAGCCCUCGACGGGCCUUCUCUGAACAGGGCCCUCUGCGUCUCAUCAAGAGCGCAUCUUUCUUUUCAGGCUACAGUCACCCCAUGGACAUGCCUGGCAGAGGGCUGUACGAUGAGAGGGACAGCGGCAUCGCCAGGUCAGCUUCUCUGAGCAGCCUGUUGAGCCAGCCUCCCUUCCCAUCGCCCGGCUCCUCCUUGACCAGCAGCUGUGCGUCCAGCUACCAGCGGCGAUGGCGCCGGAGCCAAACCACCAGCCUGGAAAACGGCGUUGUCCCCCGAUGGUCAGUGGAGGAGAGCUUCAAUAUGUCUGAUGAAAGCGGGGGACCAAGCCUUGGCGUGGCUCGGAAAAAGAAGAUUGCCAUCGGAGUCAUCUUCAUGCUCUCUUCCAACCCUGAAGAGAACAUCCGCUUCCAAGAUUUCUUCUUCUCCCACUUCCCUCUCUUUGAAAGCCACAUGAACAAACUCAAGAGCGCCAUCGAACAGGCCAUGAAGAUGAGUCGGCGGUCAGCUGAUGCUAGCCAGAGGGCCUUGGCUUACAGCCGUAUGGUGGACAGUCUCAAUGACUUCAGGAAUACCAUCUGCGACCUUUACACCAUGCCCCGAGUGGCCGAGCCCGUCUGGUUGACGAUGAUGUCCGGAGCGUCGGAGAAGAACCAGCUCUGCGGCCAAUUCAUGAGGGAGCUCUCCCUGCUGAUGGAGCAGGCCUCCAAGAACCAAUUCCUCCCUGCAUUAUUGACAGCCAUCCUAACCAAUCAUCUGGCCUGGGUGCCCACUGUUAUGCCCAAUGGGCAGCCCCCAAUCAAGAUCUUCCUCGAGAAACACUCCUCCCAGAGCGUCGACAUGCUGGCAAAGACGCACCCCUACAACCCCCUCUGGGCACAGCUAGGUGACCUCUAUGGGGCCAUUGGUUCACCGGUACGGCUGUCGAGGACAGUGGUGGUCGGUCGUAGACAGGAGCUAGUCCAGAGACUCCUGUAUGUCCUCACAUACUUCAUUCGCUGCUCUGAGUUGCUGGAGACUCACAUGCUGGACAGCGCUGAGGAUGAGGCCAUCGUCAUGCCCGGUUCCCUCAUCACCACCUCUCUGAGGAAAGGAGAGGUCGAGGAGUCAGACUAUGUCCUGGUUACCGUCCAUAAACCCAGUGGGGACUACCUGUCCCAAGGGGCUCACAGACGGCAGACUGAGGCGGAUGACAGCAAUUACCCUUCAGACAACAGCCUCCAGAGCAGCACAUACACAGACACUGAUAUUGAGCAUGGCACAGGAGACACUCCCAAGGAGGAAGAUGAGGAGGAAGAGGAGGAAGAGGAAGACGAGGAGGACAGCAGUGAGAGUCAAGGGUCCAGGAGCAGUGUGCUUCACACGGGGCACAGCCAGGACACCAGUCCUGUUAUUAGAACUGCAGAAACAGCUGAACCUGCAGAGUUACACAGGGAGUCGAGCAGCCCGCUGGCCACAGAGGUCCGACUGGAGAAGGUGUUGCGUGUUGGCUCGACCUCCCCCAUAGAGCAAGUCUGUGGGCUGGAUGUAGAUGCCAAGGGUGACCUGAAACUUAUUGUCCCAUCCACACCCAUGGUCCUUGCAUCAGGUCCAUCCCCAGCUUCUGUCCCUAUAGAGGGUAAAACCUUAGGGGUAGAAAUUGGGAUGGAUGCAGGAAUGGGGAACCAGCCCACCAAAGUGCUGGCUACUCUGUCUUUAGGGAUCCCUCUAGAGAAGAAGCCCCCAGAUAAGAACCUGGCUACUGCAAUGCCAGUGCCUGGGAUACCAGGAAACACCAUGACAGGGCCAAUGGCUUUGAGUCCAGCAGACGAGGAAGAGCCAGCAACAAAAGUCACUUUCCUCAUCGGUGACUCAAUGUCUCCUGAGUCGGACACAGAGAGCCGCGGGAGGAAGGUGGAUGAGGAAUACAAAAAGCACAAGAAACAGAUGUUUGUCAAGGACAAACUGCUUCACCAGCAACUGCAACAACAGCAUCAUCAAGGACAACAUUAUCAACAGCAGCUGUUGAGAGGAGCAGAUUCAAAGACCAGCAACAACAGUGCAUCAGAGGACCAAACCAAACAGACCAGGGCGGUUCCAGUCCUGCAGCGGGUGUCCAGUACGAUUCCCCAUUUGAGCUCACACUGUGUGGAUUUAAGUGAUUUUGAUGGAUUUAAGUAUUACAACGAGGAGAACCCUGUGGAGACUAGAACUAUAGACAAUCUGGCCAAACAUCAGGAGGCCAGCACCACAGAUAGUAUGCACAAAGACUUGCUGGACCCCUCAGGAGUUCCCCAACCUGGUGACUUGGGCAGUCACAGCUUUCAGGGUGCUGUUAGGAGUCAUGGUUUGGGUCUUUGUUUAGGUUCAGGCAGUGGAGAUGUAGGGUGCAGCAGGAAGGGAGACAGUUUGUUGGACGUCCAGAGGAGGUGCAGGUGUGAGUCUACUGACUCUACUGACACCUGCUGCUGCCGGGCCUGUUCUGCUGAGCAGGACAAGGGACUCGUGUUGUCAGUCCCCGUUCCUCAGGAUGGAAGCGGCAACAGCAAAGAGGACCAAAAGCGCAAGAUGAUGCCUGUCAAUGAUUGGGAGAUACCACGCAACGAGAGCUCGGACAGCGCACUGGGGGACAGUGAGAGUGAGGAGACAGAGGAUUGGCAGGAGGAAGUGAUAGUGCCCUUCCCAGGGUCAAAGUUGGUGGAGAACUUCUCCAAGCCAAGCAUUGCCAAUUUUGGCCGGUCUCUGUUUGGAGGCUACUGCCCCACCUACGUGCCAGACUUUGUACUGCAUGGGAUGCCCAGUGACGAGAAACUACGGCAGAGCCUCAUGGCUGAUUUAACCCAUGCUGUUCAGCAUCCAGUACUGGAUGAGCCUAUAGCUGAGGCUGUCUGCAUUAUAGCAGACACAGACAAGUGGACAGUGCAAGUGGCCAGCAGUCAGAGACGAGCAACAGACGUCAACAAGCUGGGGAAGGAAGUCCUAGUGUCUAGUCUUGUUUCCAGUUUACUGCAGUCCACCCACCAGCUCUACAAACUCAACCUCUCACCCAACUUUUGUAUAAUGCACCUUGAGGACCGCCUGCAGGAAAUCUACUUCAAGAGUAAGAUGCUUGCUGAGUAUUUGAAGGGCCAGACAAGAGUCCAUGUGAAAGAACUGGGCAUGGUCUUAGGAAUUGAAUCCAGCGACCUUCCCCUAUUGGCUGCAGUGGCCAGCACUCACUCCCCCUAUGUGGCCCAGAUCCUACUGUGAAACUGAAAUGGCACCGAGGUCGUAAAACCAGUCAGACCUGGGUGAUGCCACUCUGGCCUCAAAAACGCCCGUCCAUGCUCUGCAGCUGACCCGGACAUGGUUUCUGGGAGUGCAGACUUUGCCCUGAGCGUGAGCAGUGAACAUCUUUAUGGACCACGGCCACAGACGGAGCACCCCCCCCACCACCACCACCACCAACAACACUGCUGCUGAAUUUGAUGCAAUGCUGAUAUUCGACCACAGGGGGGAGCUAAAGACCACAGUCCACAGAUGGAGCGAGGCUCUUCGGAUGACUGAAGCAUCCCUGACAUGACUUUCUCCUCUUGUUUGAAUGUUUCUUUUAAUACAGGACUCUUUUUUUUUUUGGACACGAAAGCCAAAGACUUUUUAAUUUUUGCCAGUUGGGAAUGAAACUUUAAAAUAUCUACAGUAUAAUAACAAUGGAUUUUGUUUCUUCUACUGCUUUGUUUUUUUUUUCUUUUUCUGUACAAUCUUAAACCCAGUCGUACGAGGUGAUGGACUACAUGUUUGAAAGGAAUGGAUGGAUGUUUUUAAACUUUACUUUGAGGUAAAUAUCAUUGAUAACGUUAUCAAUCUACAUGCCAAUUAUGUUAUUUCAUUUAUCUUUAUGUAUUUGUUUACAAGCCAAAUUUCCCUCAGAUAUCUCAAUUUAUUUUUUUGUCAAAUUGCAACACAGACCUGACUUAAAAGCCGGGUUUGUUUGUUUGUUUGUUUUUUGGCCAUGUUGGGGUAAUCGAUGCACACCAUGAUUUUUAGUUUUACAAACUGGUUUUGAAAUGGCUAAAAGUGGCUUUGACAUUCUUAUCAUAGGUACAGCACUACCUCAGAUCUUCAUAUGGGCAGUGGAUGACACAUUUACAGAGGCCCCAUAGAAAACCCUGAGGUAUACUUUUUAAGCUAUUUUAAUCAGAGGAAUGUCAGUGUCAACUGUGUGCAGACUCUAUGCUGUGUUCUUUGAAAAAAGGGAAGGCUGUUUGAUUCCUAAGGAUGAUCGUUACAUUAACAAAAAAGAAAGAAAGAAAGAAAAACAAUUUUUUUUUUGCUUCAGUAUGUGAUUUGAGAAGGGUCCCUUUCUACUGUGGAAAAGCUAAAACAUGCAUCAUCUACGUAUAUUUUAAAAACCAAAAUGCUGAAAUAUUUUCACACUUUUAUAGCUUCGCCACCUUUGUACAAUGUUUACGGCGUCGAUGUUUGCUGCAAAGAGGGGAGUAUAGGAACACAGUAGGCCUUAUAAUGGAUUUAAAUAUCUAUCAGUUAACACUAUUUUCAAACACGUUUCUAUGGCAGUUAUAUUCACAAAUAACACAAAAUACAAAACUAUAGUAGCACUUUUUCUUUUCUUUUUGAUUUUCCAUUAAAUUAACAGAUAAUUUUGGUUGCUAUGCCAUAUAACCAGGGUGCGAUUUGCUAAGGGUUCAUAAAGGGGAGGAGUUGCUUUCAUAGCUUUUGCUUUAAGAUUCUUUCCUGGGGGCCAAUGGGACAUUUAAUUUAUUUACUCCCAUUAUUCCUUAUUUUGACAGGAGUUUGAUCACAGACAAAAUGCCCUGAUGGGUGACUCCUGUUAUUUUAUGAAAAAAAAAAAAAAAAAACAUGUCAAAAGCAGAGAAAUGUAUACAUAUCCGUAUAGUACUCUACCGUUGUACUGUGUUUUUAGCCCAACAAAUUUACAGGCAGAUGGAAGUUUAAUUUAUCAAACAUGUUUAAUGAAACUAAUUCCUGCUUUUUUUUGUACAAACCAUUUUGGAACAAAUCUCUAAUUUGUGCAGAUCUGACUAAAAGAUUGAAAUGUGGCUCAGACCAAUCAAACACUGUUGGUAACAGAGACUAUGUGGGUGGUGGGUGGUGGGCUCUAUAUACACAGUUUGUUAACCUGUAUGCUGAGUAUGGUUUAUAUUGGUAGAAAAAGCAGGAAUAACUUGCAGUGUUACCCUGACAACUGAACAGUGUUUGUUUGUUUCUAUAAACUCAAAUCGCACCCUGAAUAUUACCCGAGUCUUAAUGGGGAAUGAAUGCAUCACAGGCUUCUAGAGAGAGUUCAUUUUGCUGGUAAAAUUGAUAUAUACAUGCUUGUUACUGUAUCGAGGAUGCUCCGCUUUAUCAGCCUAUAUUUUGUACAUCACCGCCAUUAUGUUUAAAAGGUAUGAGUUUAUAUCUGCUUUCCCCUCUUUGUAUAUGAGUAAAUUAUUUAGUUGCCCAUGGUAUGUGUAACGGUUCAUGUAAACUGUACAUACUCAAGUUUAUUUCCAUGUAUUUGUACAGAAUGUCUUUUAAGAAUUUGUCUCCUCAAAUAAUUUUUAUCCCAAUUUUAUGGGAAUGUUGUGCAAUAAAGAUGCCGAUGU
Scomber japonicus (chub mackerel) is the source of this 6353-nucleotide messenger RNA. It is a transcript of the gene fnip1, whose product is annotated as folliculin interacting protein 1. The transcript is spliced from 18 exons. Gene Ontology annotation, molecular function: protein-folding chaperone binding; ATPase inhibitor activity. Gene Ontology annotation, cellular component: cytoplasm. The record is from RefSeq and is a predicted model, not a curated record. Bases 124 to 3993 code for a protein of 1289 amino acids. NCBI's taxonomy places the organism in Eukaryota, Metazoa, Chordata, Actinopteri, Scombriformes, Scombridae.